Messenger RNA from Podarcis lilfordi (Lilford's wall lizard), 21691 nucleotides. The record is from the annotation of a GenBank genome assembly. Lineage: Eukaryota; Metazoa; Chordata; Lepidosauria; Squamata; Lacertidae.
GCCGGCGGAGGGAGGGGAGGAGGCGGGGCUCGUUUCCCAUGGCAACGCUCCUCGGGGUCUGUGCUGUCAGUGCCCGCGUGGCGGGCGUUGCUAGGUAACGCGCGCGGCUGAAAGGCCUACGUUGCCCUGAGGCCGCGCUUGGCGUUCACUAGACCUGUAGCCGGGGCAGGGGCAAGAUCGGAGUGGGCGCUGCUCAGCCCUCUCGCCCGAGUGCAAAGCAAGAACCUUCCCGCGACGCGAGGUACCGGGCGGGGAGGGAGGCAGGCGGAGCCCGAGGCCAGCUGGCAGGCGGGAGGGCGGAGCGCGGCCGGGUCUCUUUCCCCAGGGAAAUCCUGGCCCGGCCCGGCCGGGACCUUGGAAGGAGCUCGUUUUCAGUGCUCAAGGCAGCUGCCCGGUGUCUGUUUUCUGGGGGAUAAAACCCUGCGGGUCUCAGUGGGGCUUCUGAGCAAAGUAAGGGGAGCUGCACUUGCGGCGCGCCUAGGCUGGAUGAUAUUAUUAUUGUUAUUAUUAUUAUUAUUAUUAUUAUUAUUAUUAUUAUACAACCCUAUACCCGGGGGUCUCAGGGCGGUUCACAGAAUAAAAUCAAGAUUUAAAACCACCACAUACAUAAUAAAAAUAAAAACGACAGCCCAAUAACCCCAUCACCACCACCACAAAAAAACCCCACAUUUUAAAAGGGCAUAGGAAAAUCCCCGCAAGAUCACCCAUGUAUGCGGGUCUAACUAUAGGUGUGGCUUGAAGUUUCCUGCGGGGGAAAAAACGUGGUUCCACCGUUCGGAAAUGUUCUAAAGAUGCCAGUAUCUCAGUUUGUUGACAAAUGGAGAGCGUGCUGAUCUUUUUCUUACCCAUUCUUUUUGUUCCCCCAACCUCUACCCUCCGCCUUGAUAAAACUGGAGAGUGUGCUUGGAUAUGUUUUUAUUUAUUUUUUUAAAAAACGAGUUUCUAGAGCUUUGGGGGGGGGGGAAGCAUCUAUAGUUUAAAACGAGUGCUAAUUUUGGAGAAGGGAGUAGCUUUUUAAUAUUUUGCCUCUCUGCAGUCUGCACGGAAUAUUCCUGGUCACACUUAACUAUGAAACUUUUUUACACUUGAGUUCCAAUCCCUGGUCCAUAUAUUGUCUGCACUGACUGGCAGCAGCUGUCCAAAAUUUCAAACGGGUCUUUUCUGUUAUUACCUGGCAGUGCCAGAGACUUAACCUGAAACCUUCAUGCAAAGCAUGUUAUCUGCCAGGGAUUGUGAUCCCAUUCCCACUGCCACCAACACAAUUGGCAAUUUUUAACUAGGCAUGGGUAUAUGGACUGGAUGAGGAGGCGCAGGACCAAAAAUAACCCAUAUUAGAGACCUCUAUAAAGUCCCUGUUCCUCAUUUGUUAACUGGAACAAUUGCGUCAUUUCAGACACAGGUGUACAAAUUUAUUCUCUGGUGUAAGUAGAUCCAUUUUUCCUUUUAUGUGACUCCUCUGAAUGAUGACUGCAACUCAGUUACUCUUUGGUUUCUAUUCACCUGGAAAUUUUGAUGGAAACAAAUUAGGUGCAGAGGCUAUAGCUUAGGAAGCUGUAGAACACCAAAGUUCAAAUUAUUGCACAGGUAUAAAUAUUGAGCAUUGAGCAAGUCACCUCAGCCUAAUGUAUCUUUCAAGUUGUUUGUGUAGAAAACUGAAGUAUAUCCUGUAAGGGAAAGAAACAGAAAUAGAAAUGAAAGAAAUGGGAAAGAAAUAGAAAUGAACAGUAAAAUUUUCAUGCUAUGCAACUAGAUUAAAAUUUUACUGUUCAUUUCUAUUUCUCCUUCAAGGGAAUGUCAGUGUUGCCAAAAAAAAAAGGGUCACUUUUCUUUCUUUCUUUCUCUCUCUCUCUCUCUCUCUCUCUCUUAUUUAAAUCCAUAAUGAAGAUUUGCCUUCACUGGAUCACAAGUUGAGCAUAUAAGAUUAAUUUCCUCAGAUCAAGAAACAUGUCUGAUGAAGAUAUCAAUACUUUAGCCUAUACCAAAAGCCCAAAGUUCUCCAAAAGAACCACUUUUCAGGUAAAAGGUUUUGAUCUGUAAAUUAUAACAUUUUAUUGCUGUACAUUCUGUUACUUGCAAACUUAAAGUUGAUGGUUUGUGUCUUGGUUCUGCAUUGUGUUUAUGAGUGAUAAUUGCCCAGAGCUUGUGCAUAUUUCAUGUUCAGGAAAAAAUGGAUAUACCACAUACAUGCAUAAGGAUGUAUGGGUCUUUCAGAAAUAUAGGAGCUUUUCAUUGUUGGUGGGCUGAUCACAGAAGGGGAAUCAGAUUUAAAAUUUAUGAAAAAGAUACCCCACACAUUUGUUUAUCUUCAGUGUUGAUGGUUUUAUUUAUGUAAACAUUUGAUACACUGCUUUUUUCUUUUACGUUCAAAGCAGCUUACUUAAGCAAUUUAUAAAACAACUCACAAAGUCCCUAAUAAAACCAGUUACUUAUUUAAAAAAAACACAACCCUACGACAAGCAUGUUAAAUGUUUCAGCAGCUAUACAAAACCUAUUUUCAAGCCAAUAGUUUCAGCAUCUUGAGAGAGCUCUUUCAUAUCCUCAGGGAAACUGUUGAAAAGAUCUUAGAUAUUCCAAACAGAUCAAAAACAUAUAUUUUUUAACCACUUCAAGGCAGAACUCCUAAGGAACCAAUGGAAAAAUACAUGAAUCUGUACCUUAGACAAAACAAACAAAUUCAGGUUUUAUCACUUUAUGGUAAAAAGAUUAGGGAUUAUAAAUUGCCACAUUUUUAGUUUGUUCUAAGUAUAUAUUUUUUAAAGCAAAACAAUUUACAGUAAAAUUGGAACUACUCUGUUUCCUUUGAAAUGGUAAUGCAUUAUCUUCCCACUCUCCUCCUGUUUACAAUUUUUUAGGAAGAACUACAAGAAGCACUUCUUGCUCGCGCAGCAAAACAGCAAUCUUCUGAAUAUUCGGAAGAUUUUGAAAGUGAUGAAGAAGGUAAGUUAAAUAACAUGACAACUUGAAAUAUUUACGUGUGCCCUUUCAGUGCUUUUUGUCGUAUAAAUAAUUGAUCAGUAACUACAUGCAGAAUGAUCCUAGGCAUGUUUAAUUAGAAGUAAAGCAGCCAUCCUAACCUUGAUUUCUGUGCUGCUGGUUUAAGACUGGACGUCUCAGUCUUCUGGCUUCUGUUGUAAUGACUGCUCAUAUGCACCUUCUGCCCUAACCAGCUGGAGGCAGCAAGGCUAAAGAUGCAGCAAAGAAUUAAUUACUUCACAUCUCAGCCCCUUAGGAUUGUUCUGUACGUUUCAAUGAGUUUCGUGGGAUAUGUUCCUUAGAGUUAUUUUAGUAGCCAAAACACAGUGGCCCUGAAACUUAUUGCAGAGCUUUCUUUGAAUCUAGGCUGAUGUGGAUCAAAUCUUUUGCUUUACACUAGCUCAGAGGCUAUUAUAAUUUCAUCCUUUUUUCCCUCCUACACGGAGACAUAAUGGCCUAUCUCUUUCUCUAUAGAGAUUUGACGUUUAUGGGGGGGAAAUCAGAGUGUAACAAAAUGUUGUCAUUGAUAUUUUCUUAUUUAUGUUUCUAGUCACACCACUGCCCCCCUUCCCAGGUUUUUAAUUUGAGUCAAGAGAGCACAUUCACUCUUAAAUGGGCUGGUUUGGGUGUUUCUCCUCCCACCUGAUCCUAAAAAGGUAUAAUCAUGCAAGGCUUGGGGUUCUCUGAAGCUUGCAUGGUUACUGCUGUGUUGGCUACACAACCCACACUCAGAAAAUUAAGCUCUAUAUAUAUAUAUAUAUAUGUAUAAAAAAUUUGACACUUGUUCUAAAUGUACAUUACAGUACACUACGAAUCUCUUUGGGAGAUUUAGGAAUUGGAAGGAGAAACAUACAGUUUUGGGUUGGCACCAUAAACCGAUAUAAAUAUGUCAGGAUCAAAAUGCAUGGCAGAAUUAUGCUUUUAACCAAAUCCAGCUUGAUUCCCUUUCUUUAUCCACGAAAUGCCAAUCGACUCUGUUUUCAGGUUCAGAGGAGGAGUUUCCUGAAACUGUGGAAAACACCCCAAAGAAAUCAAUUUCCUUUGCAACAUCCAAGUAUAAUCUUCGCAAUAUGAGCACUUUGAAAAGAGAAAGUGCAGAUGACUUGUCUUCGUCAGAUGAAGAUGAGAGACCUCAAUAUGUGUCCAGGUUUGAGAGAGAGAUUUUGAGUGACGAGAGGCAAGCUGAACAUUCUGGAUCAGGUGAAGGGAGUGCGUCAAAAACAUCCAUUUCAUUUGAAGUAUCUCUGCCAGAUCACUACUCUUUUGAAAAAAAAUAUGCUGAUGACUUGAUUUUGACAGAAGCUGAAGAGAAGAGACUUCAAGAAACAGCCAUGUUGGAGAGUAAACAUCGGGUUGAAGAGAGGCAAGAAGAUGACUCAGUUUCUGAAGAAGGGUCGGGUUUUGAAGAAGAAGGUGAUAAGCAGGAAGAGGAACCAGUGUUUGAGUUGCAGAUAGAGAGGGAUGAUACAGUUCAGUGCAAAACUGAAAUCAAGCCAGUGCCAAGGCCAAGGGAAUUUAAGACCAAGGCGGCAUCAGCAUCAGGUAAAGCAAGCAUAAUAAAAUUCUGCUGCAUGCAUUAUAAUGCACUUUUCAGAUUUUAAACAAUAUUAUUAAGAAAAGUCCUUGUAUAGAUUAUACAAUGGAAUAUUUUUUCCUUUUAAUUUGUGUAUUUUAAAGGGAAAUAUUUUUUCCCUUUAAUGGAAUAUUUUCCAUUUCUUGAAAGUGUGUGUGGAAUAUUUUUUCCUUUUAAUUUGUGUAUUUUAAAGGGAAAACAUCUGCAGUAUCAAGUUAAUUUUUUCCUGUUGGCGGACUGUUUGUUGUUGUAUUUCUUUAUAUUCCAAGAUAAGUUUAAGCUAUAUUUUAUAACGUUUUAUACAUAAUAAAAAGUUGUCAUUUUGCAGUCUCUUACAACAAAGCUUAUAGUAACUUAGAACAAUACCCUGGUGACCCAUCAGUUUCAGGCCAUUACACCUGUUGGAUAAGAGAGUUACUGUCAGUUCCCAUAUGACAUAUCAUAACUAGUUCUGGAUUGUCGAAAGAUAAUAAUAAUAAUAAUAAUAAUAAUAAUAAUAAUAAAUUUUAUUUAUAUCCCGCCCUCCCCAGCCAAAGCCAGGCUCAGGGCGGCUAACAACAAACAAAUAAUCAAACAAUCAAAUAAUCCAACAUUCUAAAACAUUUCAUUAUAAAAAUUAAUUAAAAUCAAAUUAAUGGCAACCGUUAAGCAAAGUUCUGUGCAGGUUGCCAGAGGAGGGAGUCAGGCUGGGCCCUGACCAAAGGCCUGGUGGAACAACUCUGUCUUGCAGGCCUUGCGGAAAGAUGUCAGGUCCCGCAGGGCCCUAGUCUCUUGUGACCGAGCGCUCCACCAGAUUGGAGCCGCAGCCGAGAAAGCCCUGGCUCUAGUUGAGGCCAGCCUAACCUCUCUGAGGCCUGGGACCUUCAGGAUGUUUUUAUUUGCAGACCGUAGGUUCCUCUGUGGGGCAUACCAGGAGAGGCGGUCCCGUAGGUACGAGGGUCCUAGGCCGUAUAGGGCUUUAAAGGUUAAAACCAGCACCUUAAACCUGAUCCUGUACUCCACCGGGAGCCAGUGCAGCUGGUAUAGUACCGGAUGAAUGUGAUCUCGCAGCGAAGACCCCAUAAGGAGUCUCGCCGCGGCAUUCUGGACCCGCUGGAGUUUCUGGGUCAGUCUCAAGGGCAGCCCCACGUAGAGCGAGUUACAAUAAUCCAGUCUGGAGGUGACCGUCGCGUGGAUCACAGUGGCUAGGUCAGGGCGAGAGAGAUAAGGGGCCAACUGCUUAGCUUGGCGGAGAUGAAAAAUGCCGCCUUUGUUAUAGCUGUAAUCUGCGCCUCCAUAGAGAGGGAGUUAUCAAAGAUUAGACACAAACUAUUUACUUACGGUGCUGGCACUAGUUGCUACCCAGCAAGAGAUGGGAGUUGCCCCCCCAAUCCCAUAUCGUCACGUCCCAGCCAGAGGACCUCUGUCUUCAAAGGAUUUAACUUCAACCGGCUUCCACGUAACCAUCCAGCCACAGCUUCCAAACAUCUGGUCAGUGUGUCUGGGGCCGAGUCAGGAUGGCCAUCCAUCAACAGAUAGAGUUGGGUGUCAUCGGCAUACUGAUGGCAACCCAGCCCAAAACUCCGGACAAGCUGGGCAAGGGGGCGCAUAAAGAUGUUAAAAAGCAUCGGGGAGAGUAUCGCACCCUGAGGCACUCCACACACCAAGGAGUGGCGGGAUGACAAUUCCCCCCAAGCGCCACCCUCUGUCCCUGACCGGAGAGAAACGAGCGCAGAGCUAGUUUAGAUGUGUCCAAAACCUUGGAUAUGCACUAGGUACAGAAAAGAAAGAUGACUCAGUUUACUUUUAAGGCAAACUGACCUAAUUUGUACUUACUGGAACACAGCCAUCCUUUGAAUUUUACAAUUCAGUUCUCAAGGCAAGUAACGUGUACAGAAAUGCAUAUACCAAGGUAAAGUGUGCAUUAAACUGUAUAUUGGGGAAGUAGCAUACAAAAAUAUAUUAGGGGGGAUUGCUUUGAAAAAUUGCAUGUAGAUGUAUGGAUUAAGAGAAAUUCACAUUAAAAUGCUGCUGGAUUUUCAUGAGGACAUUUUUUUAAUUAAAAAAUGCAAACUGAUGUUGAAAUGUGGAGAGCUAAAAAUAUGAGAAACUGAAAUUGAGAUUCACUCAUUCCUAGAUGUGCCUAGUGCAAGGUUAAAUUUUAAACUCAUGAUAUAUCAGAAGCUAUUUCUGAAAGUUUCUAGGUAGGCUUGGCUGCUGACAUGAAAAACUGCUCUUUGAGAGGCACAACGCCAAGGCUACCUUAGGUGCUCAGAAGUCUGGCAGUUCUUUGGAUUGCAGGCAAUAGCAGAAAGGGAGCCCCAAGAGGCUAUUAGUGUAUGAGGAUCUUACCUUUAGCUCUGUUGUAUCCCAUGAGUUCUUAAAAGAGUUCCUGUUUAUGAUCAAGUGUGUCUGGCAGUCAGGGAGUUGUGCUAUUUGUAUUUCUAUCAUUGAUGAUGUGAAGUACAAAGGUUACCACAUUGUUUAAUUUCUAAACCAAGAUGAUAUAGCACCAGUGCUAAAGUCUGAAGUCACACACUGUGUCCGAAAGCCUUGCCCCCUUAAUUCAGAUAUGUGGGGCAGGUUAUACUUACUUGGUGAGUAGGAAAGGUGCAUGUUCAUGUGCACUUUCAUGAUUACUAUAUUAUUGUAAGUGGAUACACACACUUUCAAGAGCUGACAGCACCUGUGGCAUAAUCAUGGUAAUGUUAGGUUUGUGCUUGGCAGUAGUUAUAACUAUGGUUAUGCUUGUUGAUGUGGACAUUCCAGUUUGGAUUGUGGCUGUUCUCUUAAAUGGCCCUGGGUAUGAGACCAGAUUCUUAGGAUUGAACCGCAUGUGACCCUUUAAGGACAGUCAGCACUUCCUGGCAAUUUAAGAUACUGAGAGAAGUCAUACCUUAAGCCACCAGUGUUUUACUCUCAGAAUUCUAUGAUCCAUUUUUCAUUUGGGAAAUAAUUGCACAUUAAGCAUUUCAGGUUGCAAUCUGACUAAAUAGUUGGGGGAAUUAUUGUUUUGUUUGUUACUGUGUUAUGUAUUGUUGUGUUUUUAUAUUGUAAACCGCCCUAUGAUCCUUUGAUAAAGGGUGAUAUAGAAAUUUAAUAAAUGAAUGGGGUUUUUUCCCUCCACUUGGUGGCAGCAUAGUCCAUGUUUGCCUAUCUCCAAAUUCAAGUCUGGUUUGCAUGUCACAUUUAAUCAGGGGUAGUGAAUGAAGUGCCACAGAAUCAUAGAAUUGGAAAGGAGCACGAGGAUCAUCUAGUCCAAUGAAGGAAUAUUUUGCCCCUCCAGGUGUUUUGAACUACAACUCCCAUUAUCCCUGGAUGUUGGCAAUACUGGCUGAAGCUGAUAGGAGUCGUGGUCCACAGCAUCUCGAGGGCCCUUAUUAGCUCACUCUGCAUUAAACCAUAGCCAGUGCUUUAUUUAUUGAAUGCAAGUGAGCACUGCUCUGGUGCACAAUGUUCAAAAGUUCCACUUUGCACCAUGCCAGCAGCAACAAACUACAAGCUUUGGCUUGUGGUGUGAACCAAACCCGUGCUUUUGGUUCAUUGGGGGCAAGCAAACUACAAGCCUGGGUUCAAAUGGCACAACAAGCUCACAGCAAAGCCAGGAAUGUGGGACAGGCGUAGUGGGCACUUUGGGACAGUGCACACUCACACACUGCUCAUUCACACCUUAACUAUGGCUUAAUGUGGUGCCAAAAUGAGUAGUGGGGCAGGGCAGCUCCAUGGAGCCAGACUUUAGGCAAUGGUAUCACUGUUACCCCAGGGGGGAGGGGCACUGCAGGCACACAAGUGGGAGCACCAGAUAGCUUUCACUGUUGCACCCAUUCUGCCCCAACCUUGAAGUCACUCUGUCCCAGUAAGCACCAGAGAUGCCACUUCAAGGUCGUGCCCUGCCCCAUUGAUCACCCCUACAUGUGAUUCUGCUUCAAAAAUUAUUAUUUUUUAAUGCUUGGAUAUUAAAAGCCAACUUUCUUUUUUGUGUGUCAGAACGUUUUCAGCAGCUAAGCUAAGUCAUAAUCAUACAGUAGUUCUAUCAAGGCUUUACAAGAAUUCCUGUAGGCUGGUUUUUAAUGGCACAGGGAACUGCAUUCCUUGUGCAAGUCCAGGGGCACCGCUCAGGAAAGCUCUUGAGCUUUUGGAGCAAGGCAGCUGUUUAAUCCCUGUGCUCGCUUGUCUGAUCAAAUUAGGGGAAGCUCCCUGGCCUGACUAAAAUGAAGCUUAGAUAGAGUCCCUUUAUAGAUAUACCUGUAAGCUCAUUUUGCCAGGGCGUGUCACUGGUAAAAGCCCUACCCCUUGUUCUUUCUGUACUUGCAUGAGCUACAGGGACAACUUAAGAGAAUGAGGGAUUCUGUGGGUAACCUUAGUUGACUCAGUGGGAACUACAGUUCAGGGACUUCCAUAGUUUGAAUUUACCUCCCCCCUCCAGUUAAAAUGACAAUUUACAAUUUCUUUCUUUGUAUUUUUCUCAGCUGAGAAUAUUAGCAUUCCCGCGCGAUAUGAUUAUGCAAAGCCAUCUUCUCAACCUAGGAGUGUUUUGAGAAAAAGCAGCCAUGUGGAGGAUUACGAAGGAACUAAGGCAGAGGAUAGGACAUCUCACAGCCACAGAUUUUCACUGUCUGCACCAUCUUCUGAAACAAGGCUAAAUGAUCAAGUGAAGAAAUCUGAAAAUAGAGCACUUUCUGAAAGUCCUGGUCCUGAGGUCAGAAAAUAAUUCUGAUCUAUUGUAUAUGAAUAAAGGGUGGAAGGCAGUCUGAGUGAAGCUCUCACAAGUCCCAUUUCUAUCCAUGGAGAGCUAAACACAUAUUUAACUCUCUUCUUCUGAAAUCACUGAGAUAGGUGGCUGGAUCCUGCCUAAAGUUACCAAGUUUAUAUUUUGUUCCAACAUAUACGGAUGAUUUUACCCUUCGUGUUCUACAAUCAUUCCAUAGCUUUACACCAGUGAGAAAAUGUUAACUUUGAGAAGAACAAGCUAGGAAUGGUUACAUAUAUAUUUUCAGGGUGGAAAUGUGCUCCAGUGUGCAACAAAAUGAUGUUCUGGUGUAUAUGAUUCUUCAGCAGCCAAGAGGUUGGAAUUCAGGAUCUGAAUACAUUGAAAUAAUAUUAAAACCAGCUCUGAGAAAAGGCUCAGUUUACGCAUAGAGGCUGCAUACACACCAUACACUUAAAGCAUAUCCCCUGCCCCCAAAUAAUCGUGGUAACUGUAGUUUGUUAGGAGUGCUAGGCACUGUAGCUCUAUGGGGGUAAAUUGCAGUUUGAAGAAGUGUGGGAGUGCUUUAAAUGUGUGGUGUGUGCAGGCAGUAACUCCACUUUCCCAAGAGUAACUCCCAUUGAAUUCAAUAGGAGAACAGCCUAAGAAACAGGUGGGGGGGAUAAAGAACUUGUUUUUCAAUUCUAGCAGCUGAAUAUCUGUAGACCUGAGGUAGGCUAAAUCUUACAUUGUUUUUAGUCUUUAUUUUGGGAGAUACAUUUGGGGGAUUUUCUUUUUUAGAAAUCUUUUUAAUCUGAUAUGGAUUAAUCACAAGUAAUGAUAGGCUUGCCUCUACUUUCAUUUUGCAUUUUAGGGCCCCUGGAUUGCAAGCUCCUCAUCCCCAUUCCCUAUUCAUUUUUCAUCAGUGGAUGAGAGAACUGGAGAUUCCAAUUUGGCAAUAUCUGCAGAAGAAUCUUCUUCAAAAGGUAAAUAAUAUGACUACACAAUAUUUUUUAAAAAAUUACAAUUCAGAGAGUGUUGCUUUGUAAUGCUGAGCUCCUUAUAACUUAAGUCACCUUCAAGAACUUAAAUCAAGUUGCCUUGAAGUAAUUUCUUACUGUUAAUGGGGAAAGUUUGAAAGGCACAGUUAAUAAUGAUCUACUUUAGUUGUCCCUUGAUCUUCCAUCACCAUAAAGGGAAUUGGGGGGGGGGUAUUGCUGACAUGCUGAAAUAGAGAAAGAACACUUUCUUUCAAGUUAGUCUUUAAAAUACAUUUGUCUCAUAUAAAAUUAAUUCUGAGAAAAGCUUGCAAAACACCAGAUACAUUCUCUUAUCUCUUUCCUUCCCUGGCCCUGCCCAGUGUCUGAUCAUUAACCCCAUGUGAGGCUUCUUUUCUUUCCAUAUUAGAAGAUGAACAGAAAGAAACUGAUAACUGCAAUGAUCUGAAAUUGCUGGAUAGUGGCAGAGAAUCCCCUUCUGUGAUAGAACUAAUGAUGACAACAGUUUAUGAGAAAAAUAAGAAACUUCACAAGUCAACUGAGGAUGAUCUGGAAGGAAAGCUCCAGACAUUAGAACACAGUGCCGUUGAGGAUGGAUCAAAUGAGACAACAAAGGAGGAUAAAUUUGAACAAAAGGUAGCACUAAGUACUUCAAAGGCUGUGCUGGGUACUUCAAAGGAUUCGUUAAAGGUGUGUUUCAUGGACUAUUGUCAUAUAGCCUUAAAUUGAUACGUAUAUGCACACAUAUUCACUUUUUAAAAACUUGUUUGGCUGCUACCCGCUUAUGACUAUGGAACGAUGUUCUUCUACCAGUGGUCAACUAAACUGUGCUCUAGUAUUAGACAUUUCGUGUCUAUUUCAGUUGUGGUUGACUUAUGUUUCCUCUUGCUCCAUUCAAAAAAGACAUUUGAUAAAACAAAAUCAAUGCUCGUGGGUAAAGACCCCAUGGUAAUAUUGCCAGCAGACAGGCUUGGAUUCAAAGAUCCCGCUGCACAAGUAGAAGACAUUUCUGCUUGUUCAGAGGGAGGUCGCUGAUUGGCUCACACCCAAACAUGGUUAGUAGUCCCUGAACUCUCUUCCUUCAUGUGCAAAAGAUGCUCUGGGGUGUUCUCCAAAUUUCUAGAGCCAUUUGGAAGCUAUAAAUAGAAGGAAAAUGUGGAUCAUGCAGAAAUUCUUAGUCCUUGUUAUUUGGUUUAUAUUUCAUGAAGGCAGAAUUCCACAAUUUUAUAUUGUGAGCCUUCUGAGUAUUCAGAGGCUUUUGAUUUGGCACACACAAUAUCUCAAAAUAGGUGCUGCAUAAGUACAGUGGUACCUCGGGUUAAGUACUUAAUUCGUUCCGGAGGUCCGUACUUAACCUGAAACUGUUCUUAACCUGAAGCACUAUUUCUGGGUUAGCGGAGUCUGUAACCUGAAGCGUAUGCAACCUGAAGUGUACGUAACCCGAGGUACCACUGUAGUACUAUUACUUUCCAGGCUGUACAACCAGUUUUCUUUUUCUGGUUUUAUUAGGAGGAAGGUGAAGAAAAAGAGACAGGUCCACAAAAAGCAAAAUCUCCAAUAAGCAGGUAGGAAAUUUGGUACAUUCUUCAGAAGCCUGGUUGUUUUCUUCAUUACAUAUUGGACACGAUCACACUGGAAGGUGACAUAAAUGUUUCCAGUUUUCUAAGUCACAAAUGGCAAAUUUCACUAGCUUAAUUCUCUGUAUGAGGUAGUAUCGGUUCUCUGAGCCCACAUUCUGAAAUAUUAUUAUUACUAUUAUUAUUUUCCCACCCUUCAUGCUAAGGUUCCAGGACAGGUUACAACAAUUAAGACCCAAUGGUAAAAACAGUUUAAAACAAUGUACCAUCACAGAAAUAAGGUGUUAAGUAGUGCUUUGCCCCAAACCACAUUGUUCUUGUUACUUUUAUACACACACACACACACACACACACACACACACGUGUGUGUGUGUGUGUGUGUGUGUGUGUGUGUUUUAAAAGGUCAUGUGAAUGGCCUCAAAUUUUUUUAAGUUUAUCUGGCAUGAAUGUUUAAGUGCUGAUUAUUUUCCAUUUAAAUUCCUCCAGAUUGAUUUUUUUUUUAGCCCUGAAGCAUCAUUCCAAAAAUCAGAGUCAGUUUUUUCAAACUUCUGAUUCUUUGUAUAGCAAGCAUAGUUUUCCUUAAAAUGAUUUAACGCAUCUAAUGAUAUUUUAUAUUUCACCUUUUCUGAAAUUCUUGACUCAUUAACAAACACGCUCAAAUUGUUUGUUGAAGGGAAAGGUCCAAACAUCAAGAGUGGGUUUAAAGAACACCUACACCAAUCCUCAUAAAAGACAAGGAGGAAACUUUGAGACUCCUGUAGUUCAGCCCCAGACCAAAACCUUGUUAGCUAAAAAACAACAAACACCCUCAUCUGUGUAGGCCAAGGGAUUCUAAUGUCAAUCUCCAGCUCACAGAGUUAGGUCACAGUUCUUUGUACUACAAACUUGGGGGCCAUUUCUAUUAUUCCAAAUAAUUUCAUGAGCAAGUUUCUCUCUACAAGACACAAUUGGCUCUGCACAUAAUGCUUUGGAUAUCUGAGUCUUGCACUCAGACUUGACCCAGUCAAGUGCUCUUUGAGACUAUUAUACACCUGAGAAUGUGUAUAGCUUCUCAGUAAAUGGGGACACGUAUCUGCUUUUACAUGUCGUAUACAAAAUUUGGUAUGUCAUUUUUAUUUUACAGAUCUUUCAGCUCUACCUACUUGAAGAAAACUGGGAAGCACUCCCCCAUCCCAAUCAGUACAUCAUCUCAAUAUUUGGGAACAUUAAAGGUCUUGGACAAUAAGCAUUUGCAAAAAUUCAGUGCCGAACUUGACAAAGCAGAUAGUUUACGGGCAGCUGUCUACCAGGUAAGCCUUUAGAGCAUUUUAAUGCUGUGUCAUUAAGAAUAUUUCCCAAUUUGCUUUAAGGGAGGCAGGAACCUUUGUAGAUUUAUGUGUCAUUUAUUCAGAAAAGAUGUGAAUAUAAUUGUCUGCAUUUCAACUUGCUGAAAAUCAGUUAUAGACAUUUGUAGUUUUUGUCCUUUUAAAAGUUGUUUGAAGAAUAAUUUCAUGCUGUAUUUCAGAUGGUCUAAGUUACAGAGGAGGGCUGGCUGCUAAGUUUUCUUGAAGCAGCCAGUUCAGAUGUUAUAUUAUCCCUGGGCUUCUACUAGGAUUGGGAGUGGCUCUGGAGCUUGUUCUCCUUUCCCCACCUCUCAUUAUAGAUAAAGAGAGGCAAGAUUAACAUUUAUUUAUAUGUAAAUCUCACACACCCCACUUCCUGCCUUAAUCAGUCAUUCCUGAAAGUUGGUGAAACUUAAAGGAGCAGCCUUUAACACUGCAUGAGGAGUUAUGAUUUGGAAAGGAGAUUGCCUGAUAAGAAAGACUUGUGCAUGCCUAGGACAUUCUUUUUAAUCUCCGCACAAAAGUCCUGCUCUUGCAUAUAUCAAAUUAUGAGAGCAGCUGGGAUAUCCUGUGUAAGAAAAACAGAUUAUCCCUCUGUUAAAAGGUAAUUUCAUCCUGUUAGGUCUGAAAAUUGCCUAUUACAGCUUUCUGCUUUUUUCGUUCCUUCCAUAGGACUGGUUGGAAAAGAAAAGAAUCUUUCUUUUGGAACUACAAAGAAUAAAAAGAAACAAAGCUGAGAACUUGAGAGAAAAGAAUGAAAAGGUUUGUUCUGAAAAUAGUUCGUCUUAAAGGGACUUGCUAUAGCAUAUAGUUUUCCACAUGCUAAAUGCUAACAUUGAGAUUCAACAUUGUUUGACCACGCAUCCACUGAUGCAGUAGAGCUACUGCUUUCUCUGUUCCUAUCCACAGCCCCUCACACACCCGUUGUUUCUAGCAGCAGCACUAAUGUCUUUGUGGGAAAUAUUUAGUGAGCACCUCACUGGCAGAAAUGACUGACAGAAUCCGAGACCAGGGAGAAGAGUCGGUGGAAGAAGAUUGGAAGAAGUUCAAAGAUUAUCUACAGAAAUAUUGUAAAAUUAAUGAAUGUUAGAAUGAUGUUGGAUAGAAAUUAAGUGGUUUCCAGCUGUAAUGCUUUAAGGGAAUAUGAAAAAUGGGCUGUUAAGAGGUAAAAAUCUAACGUUACUAUUUUAAGACCAAAGAUUAGGACAAAUAAAGAGGGUAAGGAUUUGCUGAACUAACAAACUGAACUCGAAUACAAAAAAGGGAGGUAUGAGGAGGUCCGGGAAACAAGCUAAGGAAAAAUAAGCAAUGGAAAAAUUGAGUGGUUUUUAAUCACUUUUAUUUUGUAUUUUUUUUCUUUUUCAUUUGUUAUUGUAAUAUUUUAAAAAAAUCUUAAUAAAUAUCUUAUAAAAAAAAAUAUUUAGUGAGCACCUCACUUACAGGGCUUUGAGAAGACUCCCUCCUCGACUUAGUGCCUGGUGCAUGCACCCUGCUCACGCAGCCCAAAAUCCGCCCCCUUGUAAUCCAAAACAUCUGGAGGGCCAUAGGCUGAUCUGAAAGGACAAUGAGAUUGAACAGAGGUAGCAUAACAGUGGUUGCUGCUUGUGAGAAACUAGAAGAACAUUCCCUGGAAAGUUUUCUUCAAGGUGGACAGUAGCAAAUUAAGAGGGGCGCAGACCCUUCUCACAAUAGCGACACAUCUAUGUAAACGCCUGCACAUUUGAGGCAAAUAGUUUUGAAAUAACUUUAAUUAACCUCAAGAUGGUUUUCUGUUUAAACAAAACCAAGGCAUAGCCAGUAGAUAGGAUGCUAAGUAGUAAAUUUCCUGCAUUACGAGGCAGAUAUAGUCUUACUAGAACAGUAACUAGCAGGGCACACAAAUUACUGUGGUACGCAUGUUUGCUUGACCUUUUCCCAAUUAAGUCCAGACAUAAUAAUAAUGAGCUCUCUUUUUUUAACUGCCAAUGUUGCCUCCCACAUAGGAAGCAGCUGCUAAGAAAGAAGAAGCACUUGCAUCCUUUGAAGCCUGGAAGGCCAUGAAAGAAAAAGAAGCAAAGAAACUAGCUGAGAAGAAAAGACUAGAAGAGGCCAAGAAAAAGAUGGAAGCAGAACUGAAUGAGAAGAAGAAGGAAGAGGCCCAAAAGGCAGUGAGACAAUUUCAUAUUGCAAACAUUAGAUUGAGGAGAGAGGACUAAUGCAGACAAAUGGACUCUGCAGCUAAUGUUCACGAUACUUCCACACAUUUACAAUUCAUCUUAAUAAGUGUCGAAUUCUGCAAAUGAAUUGCAUACAUAAACCAAUUACCCGCAGUAGGAUACCUUCCUUUUCUUUACUCUUGACAGCAACAUAUGCAUGAACAAAACAAUUUUGCAAGUGGAUCUUGUUAUCUGUGAGGCCAAGUAAUGGGACAAAAUCUAUAAAACCCGGCUGCAAGCUUUAAUCAGUACACUAAUCGAUAAAGCUUCAGUGAGUUAAUUGGCAAGGGCCAAUUCUCAUUGGUGAUGCUGAGAGUUAAGGACUUGCUCGUUUCUAACCUGGUUUGAUUCUGGUGCGUUGCCAUAAUACAGAAUAAAAGAAAACAUUGAGGACAUGGGAUAGCCUGAAAACUGUAUGGGAGCAAGUUAGUGCAGAAUACAGUAGCCUGGUCAAUGGACAAAUAGAGUAUAUUGUGCCAUUUUGGAACUACUACACUGGCUGUCAAUACAUUUCCAGGCAUAAUUAAAGUGCUUGUUUUAACCUAUAAAACACUAAAUAAGGAUGAUGUGCCCCAUGCACCCUGUUCUCAGAUUCAGCCUCUCUUCAGCAACUGUCCAGCAGCAGGUCAUUUUUUUCUUUUCCCCACUGCAUUCCUCCAACAACACCCCCAUCCAGAAGCAGUCGGUAAUAAAAUCCAUUCUCCUUUGGUUGGGGGGGGGGAGCAUGGCAAAACCUAAUCAAAUUCUUUGUAAAGCAUAAAUCAAAAGCCUUCCCUCUUUUUCGAAGUAUCAGAGGAGCAACUACACACAUUUUUUUAUUAGGAGGAAAAAAAGACUACUUGAAAAUAAUAAUUAUAAUUAUUUAUUACUUAUACCCCGCCCAUCUGGCCGGGCCUCCCCAGCCACUCUGGGUGGCUCCCAACAGAAUAUUAAAAACACAAUAAAACAUCAAACAUUAAAAACUUCCCUAAACAGGACUGCCUUCAGAUGUCUUUUAAAAGUCAGAUAGUUCUUUAUCUCCUUGGCAUCUAAUGGGAGGGCGUUCCACAGGGCAGGUGCCACUACCAAGAAGGCCCUGUCCUCUCCCUUUCCUUUCACAGCUGUUUUAAGGAUUCUCAAGCUUCAGAAAACCAUUUAAAUACUUUCUAAAACCCAGUCCCGGUUCUUUCGGCAGCUGAUUCAUUGCAGCCUAUUUGCAUAUGAUUCUUCGGGCGCACCUCUUGAUUAAUGCCAAUUAUCCAGAUUGAGGAGGAACCUUCCACAAAUCAUGCCAGUAACAGAGGCUCGUCCAUGGCAGGGGCACACUCCCAGGUCACUCCCAUUCUGCUUUCCAAAUUGGCAGACCCAGGAUUGUGCGACACUGUGGGAUUCAGUGAACUUCCCAGCCCAGACCCCACUGGAAAGCAUUGGGAGGCUUUGUGCCUCAUUCUCUCCCUUUCCCCUUGCCUGAACUUCGCAGCCCCCAGAGGGCUAUGAAGAACAACAGGCAUUGACUCAUAGGCAUGAUCAGAAACCGGAUUGGUGCAAUUUGUUUAAUCGUAUUUUAAUAAUUUUAUCUUGCAAACUGCUCGGAGCCAUGCUGAAAAGCAGCCAAUAAACUGUUCAGAUUAAAUACAUAAAGCGCAGGUGCCUUUUCCUUCUUUUAAUGUUAGGUUUGCUUGUUAACUAAUUUUGCACUGUGCACAUUUAAGCAAUCAAUUGACUGGUUUAGAGCAGAUUAUUAAUUAACUAGAACGUAUUAAAUUGCUUGACAACCCUGAUAAGAUCUCCUCGGUGCACAUCCCUGAUGGAUUUGUUGCUUUCUUUAGGCUUUUGAGAAAUGGAAAGAAAAGAAAGCUGAAUAUUUAAAACAACAAAUAGAAAGGAAGAAAAGAGUUGAAAGAUUAAAGAAGAAGAAAGAAGAGGAGGUUGUUGCAGAGAAGAAGAAAGACAGCACAUCCGCUGUUGAAAAAUGGUACAGUUGUUAUAAUCAUUGUUGGUAGCAGCAGCAGCAGCAGUAGUAGUAUAAAAUACUUUAAAAGUACCUGACAUUUUCUAAACACUGCAUAUAUUAAAAGAUAAAGCAGUCCUUUCCCACAGGCUCACAGUCUAAUAGACACGACACAAAAGGGAAAAGGAAUGUGGAGGGCAGUAAAAAACAAGCAUUGGAGUCAUUUCUCCUUCUCUGACCAAUGGAUUUAUGGGGCCAGGUCACAGAAUUGUAGAGUUGGAAGGGACCCUGAGGGUCAUCUAGUCCAACCCCCUGCAAUGCAGGAAUCUCAGCUAAAACAUCCAUGGUCUCCCUGGAAGGCAGGGGGUGCAGCUUCCCGACGGCCUUUGAUACCCUGGCUGGUGGCAGAGGCCUGCAUAUGCCUCCAUUUAGUUUUUAUACAACAUUAUAAUGAUGCAGGCAAGCACCUGAAUCUGACAAUGCUAAGUAUAUGUUGUAUCUGUGUUACAGUGUUGUUUUGUGUUAUUCGAGUAGGAUGCAUACAUUUCCUUUGUGUAUUAUCCUUUAGGAACGAGAAAAAAGAGGAAUUCCUGAAGCAAAAGAAAAAAGAAAAAACCCAAGAAAGAAGAAAACAAAUAGAACAAGAAGUUGAGAAGGAAGAAAAGGAUAAAAGAGCAAUAGAAGAAUAUGAAAAAUGGCUGGUAAGUGUUUGCGCUUGUGAUAAUAUCCAAGAUUUGACAUACUGUAUAGAAAUUUUGGCGAGUGAACUUUCAAUGUUUUAAAAUCCCCAGAUGGUGGCAGUAUAAUCUCUCUUCCUACAAUUGUUGGCUCUAGAACUUAGAAAACAACCCUCAGAUGUAUGUGCAAUACCUAGCAUUCUGCAGACAUGUAUUAGAUUUCUGCCUUUAAAGUAAGAUGCUACAUAGAUGAUGUAGAGGAAGUGUUAUUUUGCACACUUUGCGGGAUUUCCUGGAAGCGUGUUUGAAUUUCCCAGUAGACAUGCUUUGGUUUUGAGGGACUUGGAGAGUGGAGUGCAGAGGGCAGCUACUAAAUUUAAGAGGGCAUCUGCUCAACAAUGUAGGGUCUGGUGACCCUUGACAUUAAGAAUAUGUAACAAGGUUUAUUUUAGAUAUCAUAAUCACCUAAGGAUGGCUGGGAUGGCUAAUUUGUGGCCCUCCAGAUGUUUCUGUUUCUGUAGAACAUGACGGCUGCCUCACAAAGAUUUUGGUAUGUAUACCACUGCCUUACUAGCAGUUUCUUGUCCCAAUGCUAUAGUCGGUGACAGUAGAGUCUUCUCUUCUCCUGUUCACUGUCAGGAAGAGCCGCUGCUUCUGCAAAGCCAUGUCAGCCCAGCAAAGAACCAGCAAAGUCUAGCAGCAGCAGCAGCUGCCCAAGUGAGUGACUGUAGAUGCAAGGAAAUGGUUUCAUAGAUGAGGAUUUUCAUUAUUCAGAGUUGAUAGAAUAGUUAUGACUUAUGCUUUAUACUUAUACAUAGACGUAGUUGCAUAAAUGUGGAAAUGGGGGGUUAGCUAUUAGCUAUUAGAAGUCGCUUCACUCUGAGCCAGCCUCCAACAACCUGGUGCCUCCAGAUGCUGGCUGGGCCUGAACAUCUGGAGGGCACCAGAUGCACAAAAACCGCUCUAAGAAGUUUCCCGGUGGACAGGAGCCAACACGUCCAAUACUGGCAUUCAAAGAGAAGCAGUGGCGUAUAUAAUGUGAGCCACAUUCUUGGAACAGGAAAAGAAAUGUAUGGUUUGUGUUACGCAGUGUGGUCACAUCAAACGUGCAUUAACUUGUGUGAAUUCAGUUACAUGUGCUUGGCACUGGCAGUGGUCUUUCCAAUGGCUGUUGCAGCAGAGAAAGGGGAGAGACUAAGGAAAGAGGGAGGCAGGCAGGCAGAGGAAGAAGACAUCCCAGCUCCCUUGACUUCAGAAGGAAGGAAAGAGGCAUUCAAAGAGAAAUGCAGGCAGAAAAAGGCUGGAAUGGAUCCGGAAUGGAGCUGCAGCUUCUGCCUAAAUCUAAACAAGCCUAGUCCUGCCUCUGCCAAAUGCAAGGUAGUCGAGUGGCUAGCAUGAGUAAUCUGGAUCGUGCAGUGAAGGGGAGCUAGCAUGGUGUAGCAGCUAGAGUGUUAGGGUACAACUGCAGAGACCCAAGUUCAACUUCCCAUUCGGCCAUGGUGCUCUCUGUGUAGCCUUGUGCCAGUCUCUCUCUGUCUAAACUUAAGAGUCUGCCUGGGCUCUGAGGUCCGCAGGGAAAGCCCUUCGUGUUCUCCCAGUUGAUGUAGCCCGCAGGACAGGACCUCCUCUGUCGUGGCACCUUGUUUGUGGAAUUCUGAAGCAAUGUCACUAUCAGGCUUCCAACACCACUUAACAAAACAUCUUCCUACCCAGGCCUUUGGAAAAAACUGGUGUCAGUGCCAGCUCUCAAUGAUGUAGUCUCUUUGCUGUACUCUUAUUGCUUGGGAUUUCAAUACGAGACACCAUGUUUUAUUAUUUUAAUGUAAUUGUAGUGAACCACUCUGGGAUUAUAAUUGAUGAAGGGUGGUUUGUAAAUUGACAAAUAAAACAAGAUAAAAUAAAAUUCAUUGGGUUGGCUGUGAGAAUAAGAAGGAGGAGGGAACCACAUAUGCUGCCUUGAUCUCAUUUUAGGAGGGGUAGGAUGAUGGUGAUGAUACAUAUGAAGAUAUCCUUUUCCCUCUUAUGGCCUGUUUUACCUAUUCAUAGAAACCGAAAGAGAGAGAUUAAAGAAACAUAAAAGGACUUCCGGUUCUCCUUCCUGCAGCUAAAUAUAUUAUUGACGCCAUUAAAAUCCAACCAUUCUGUAAACCAGAAUUUUUCAAUCUUCAAAUCUCAAUAGUACAAGUUAAUUUUCUCUUUCAUGCAAAAAGUCCAUAAGAAGGUUCCAGUCCUGAAUAAAUGUCAAUAAUGAUUUAUUUUUUUUAAUUAAGCACAUUAACUUUGCUAUCUCAGCCAAGUCCAAUAGUUUUAUCGGCAAUUCCUCUUUAGUGAGUAGGGCUAUAUCUUUCCAUCUUUGUGCAAAUAGCAGUCUUGCCGCUGUAAUAAUAUAUUGGCAAAAUCUUCCUUAAUCCAUUUCCAGUUGUAUGUCCAUUAACCCUACAACAAAGAGUUCCCGGGCUUCAAUUGAAUAUUAACCUUUAAAAUCUGUUGUAUCAAUAUAUGUAUUUGUAUCCAAUAUUUUUUAGCCUUUUUACAUGUCCACCAAGCGUGAUAAAAUGUCCCUUUGUGUUCUUGGCAUUUCCAGCAAACAUUUGAAACUCCUUUAUACAUUGUCAGGAGAUAAGUACCAAUGAUACGUCAUUUAAAAAAAAAUUCUCUUUAGUUUGUUCCAGGCUAUUUAAAGUUUGCUUUGUUAGUGCUGACUUUAUCCUACGCACAAACAUCAGCUUGGUGAUCUGAAAAUACAUGUAUUAAGAUUAACAUCUCUAGGGUCAAUAGGUCAAUGGUACAUCUGCUAAGUGUUAUUUCAGCAUUGCGCAUGUUUUAAAUCUGUACAUCAUAGCUUUAUAUAUAACUUUAAAGUUUAAAAUGGGCCCCUUGAGUCCUCUCAAGAGUACUGAUUAUGCUCCUAUUGUAUAAGAAAGUUAUGUUUAUGUACUACUACCAUAUAGCCAAAGAGUGAAAUCGAAGAAUAAGCUAAAAUUGCCCUCCAAAUUACAUGCUUUGUGAGCAUCUGUUAUGCCACAUUGAAUAGAUUGUUGUGCUGGUUUUAAAUGGAUGUAUUUGGAAUAUUUGUGAUUGUGCUGUAAAGGCAGCUAUCUUUAUAAAGAGCGUCAUAGCAACUGCUGGUGUUCAUUAAGUUACAGGAAUUUAUAAACCAAAAAUUGAAAAUAUUUAUAACCAGAACAGACUAGAUACUUUGUUUAAAUGAACUAUUGAAAAAAAGGUUGUUUUAGCUGCCUGGUGCUAUAUUGGAAGCUAUAACAAAGCCAUUAAGACUGCAUGGAACUGUUAGCAUGAAAUGGGGAUGACUGAUUUAUUUUAACUUAAUUAUUGAAGUCCGCUUUCAUAACAAUGUAUGGCACUGUAAAUAAGCAUGCAGCUCUGCCAAGCUAAAUAAUAAUUAAGAGACAAGUACAUAGAAAUAGGCAUCUGGUGCAUCUGUAAUUUUGUAAAGGAAGCUAACGUUGUCUUGUGGAGAACAAAUUGCAAACUAAUCUAGCAUUUAUCCAGGCAGUGUGCUGCUAACUAUCUCAAUGCGCUUGAUUGUAAACAGGAGAAGAAAGAAAUGAACCAGAUGAUACAGACAAAGCAAAAGAAACUCCAGGUCAUCCUUGAAGAUGAAACUCCACCUCCAUGGAGCCCACCUGGCAAAGUUGUUUCUUCAAGAAGCUACUGAGAUGCCCAGGGCCAUGAGGGAAAGUUCCAACCUUCUGCCAUUGUCUAAUCACCGUUAUUGCACAACAUCUGAUUUUAACAUGAAUUGAAAUUGGCUCUUUC